Molecule: messenger RNA, 291 nt
Organism: Ilex paraguariensis (yerba mate)
Lineage: Eukaryota; Viridiplantae; Streptophyta; Magnoliopsida; Aquifoliales; Aquifoliaceae
Source: the annotation of a GenBank genome assembly
AUGAGGGAGACCCAAUUUAAGUUUGUAAAUAAUAACUUAGAGGGCCUGAAAAUGGAGAAUCAAUAUGAAGAUGAAGGUACAUUGCUUCUUAACGGAGAAUGCCCUGAUUCUGAACGAGGGAAACGUGAGUUUCAUCCUCAGGCCGUGUUCUUACUGUUCCUUUUGGAUUGUACACGAAAGGAUGAUUUGAAUAUGAGAGCCAUUGAGGACUGUGAUGUGUCAACUACCAACUGGUUCAACCCAUGCGUGUGGUCGAGGGUUGAUCUCCUUUGUCGAGGGAGACUAUUGUAA